Molecule: messenger RNA, 2009 nt
Organism: Helianthus annuus (common sunflower)
Lineage: Eukaryota; Viridiplantae; Streptophyta; Magnoliopsida; Asterales; Asteraceae
Product: protein PECTIC ARABINOGALACTAN SYNTHESIS-RELATED
Exons: 11
Coding region: 74-1735 (553 amino acids)
Source: RefSeq, a predicted model, not a curated record
CACCACGCACACCGGCACCAAGUAGCGAGUACCAAAAAAUACUCCAAAGCAAGCCUACAGUCCGAAGUGAGCCAUGGCGGAGCUCCGCCACAACAGCUCGAUUGGCGCCAGAGCAACACCGUCGCCUAGGAAGCGCGAUGACGUCACUUCGCCGCUCUCCUCCGACAAUCAUCUCCCGCGAGACGUUGACGACGACGGUGGCCGAGAUCGGCACCCUCGAGAUCGGUUUCGUUCACUCUUCUCUAAUCAUUUUCAGUUAUUAGACGAUAGUGCUAGGGUUUAUUCACAAAACUUCAAGAUCUUGCUUUUCAUCGUCACGGUUGUUGCAUUUGCUGGAUUGUUUACCGUUUAUUCGGUCAUAACUCAUCUCAAUGCGCCAUAUUUGUGUACAAAAGAUGGCAUUACGCUUCACUGCCCUCGUGUCAAGGAGCCACCUUCUUUAUGGGAAAAUCCAUUGUCUGCUGCCACUUCUUGGAAGCCAUGUGCUGAAAGACGCAGUGGUUCAAUUUCAGAUCUUCCCGAGGCAAAUGAAACAAAUGGGUAUAUUUUUAUUCACGCGGAAGGCGGGCUGAAUCAGCAAAGAAUUGCUAUAUGCAAUGCAGUUGCUGUGGCCAAAAUCAUGAAUGCCACUCUUAUUCUGCCCGUCUUAAAGCAAGACCAGAUAUGGAAGGACCAAACAAAAUUUGAGGAUAUAUUUGAUGUGGACCAUUUCAUUGACUACUUGAAGGAUGAUGUGCGAAUUGUGCGUGAUAUUCCAUCAUGGUUUACUGACAAGUCAGAGCUGUUCACGAGCAUAAGACGUACGGUGAAAAAUAUCCCGAAAUACGCACCCGCACAAUUCUACAUAAACAAUGUCUUGCCUCGGAUCAAAGAGAAGAGGAUAAUGGCAUUAAAGCCUUUUGUAGACCGACUUGGCUAUGAUAAUGUCCCUCAAGAAAUCAACAGGUUAAGGUGCAGGGUUAAUUAUCAUGCUCUCAAAUUUCUUCCCGAGAUUGAUGAAAUGGCUGAUCAGCUUGUUGCAAGGAUGAGAAACCGAACCGGCAGUCCAAAUCCUUUUAUGGCUCUUCAUCUUAGAUUUGAGAAAGGGAUGGUGGGACUUUCGUUUUGCGACUUUGUGGGGACCCGGGCAGAGAAAGCUUUGAUGGGAUUAUACAGAUUAAAAGAAUGGCCUAGGCGUUUUAAGGAUGGGUCGCAUUUAUGGCCACUUGCUUUACAGAAAAGGAAAGAAGGAAGAUGCCCGCUUGAGCCUGGAGAAGUGGCGGUGAUGCUGCGGGCAAUGGGGUAUCCGAAAGAAACUCAAAUAUAUGUUGCUUCUGGGCAGGUCUAUAGUGGCCAGAACCGAAUGGCACCACUUAGGAACAUGUUCCCUAAUCUGGUAACAAAAGAAGAGUUAACAACAAAAGACGAAUUGGACAGCUUCAGAAAACAUGUCACAAGCUUGGCCGCCUUAGAUUUUCUGGUAUGCUUAAAAUCAGACGUAUUUGUAAUGACCCAUGGAGGAAACUUUGCAAAACUAAUUAUCGGUGCAAGGCGGUAUAUGGGCCACCGCCAAAAAUCCAUAAAGCCCGAUAAAGGCCUGCUUUCGAAAUCCUUAGGAGACCCCUAUAUGGGCUGGGCCACCUUUGUUGAAGAUGUUGUCCUAACCCACCAAACCCGCACUGGACUUCCGGAAGCUACAUUUCCCAAUUAUGAUAUAUGGGAGAACCCUUUAACACCUUGCAUGUGCAAAGCUUGAUUAUAUUGUUGAUUUUUCUUCUAAAGGUAUGAUCUUGAUCUUUAUUUUGUUUUUAACUACAAUCUGUGAAGCAAAUAGAUCCUAUCCGUACACGUAUAAAGAUAAGAAUGGUGGAUUAGCAAUGUUGGUGUAAAUUAAAAUAGUGAAAAGGAGAUUAGCUCUUGAACCCUUCUUUAAUUUGGGGGAUUAACUUUUUGAAUCUUGUGAGAAUGUCGUAACGCUGUGUAAUUUGCAAGAACUAGUAAUUUUGUCGAAACCCGCACGUUCAUGUGAA